CUUCAAACUGCCCAGAAAAAUGCAGAAUCCUUUUGAAACCUCUUCAAAAAUAUACCGACAAAAAACCCCAACAAACAUAAAGAUAGAAGAGACAGAAGCCCAAACAACAGCUUUUCUUGUCUCUCUGCUUCGUCAAUAAUCUCUUCAGGUGCGUGUGGGAUAAAAAGAUGUAUCUACCGGUUUAGAUUACUCGCAUUUCCGCGGUUACUAAGAUGCUGUGUGACUGAGCUUUAAUGUUAUGGGUUCAUUUGCCGGAAAGUGUGAAAUAGUUGAAGAAAAAGAAGACCGUCAAAACUCGAUUGGUUACUCAGCGAAAUCAACCACUAUUCCACAUUCUAGAUCAAGCAUUGUCGACGACAAGGAUCUGGAGCGACCGGUACUGAAAUUAGGUUACAGAGGUUCACUAGAAGAUGACAUAAACCAACUUUUCGAGUCUAUAAGCAUUCGAACAUCAGGAAUGAUUCCUUCUUACCAAGUUGGUGCAACUAGUAGCAGUAGAAACAACACUCCUUUACAACGGAAUGCUUUGAAGAGUCCCGCGAAUCCCGCAGGACCUCGAUCGCCUAGCAAGAGAAAUGCGGAACCAGCGACGUUAAAACAAGCUUUGAGAGAUUUAUGCGUCACUAAGGCAUCGGAAACCGCAGCUACCAAACGGAUUCCUAAGAGUACUAGUACUGGAGGCUCAGUUUAUGGUUCGGUUUUGGUUGAACCGGGAAGUGGAGCUAGCGAAGAAGGGAAAGCGGUUCUUGUCGAGUUACUCGGCGAGGAUCAAAGCAGUUCAUCGGAUAGUAUAUCGCAGCAGCUUCGUCUUCUGAAGAUACAUUCUUCUAGCCAAAACUCUCAGACAUCAAAGCGGUAUUGCGAUGAGAUGACAAUACUUAAAAAACACAAGAACCUGUCUCUUGACGACCAAGAAAUGAGUAUCGAGAACAAGAACUUCGGUUCAUCAUCGCCCGGAUCAGGAAACAACAAGACCGUGGUUGGACUGAAAUCAGUUAGAAAAGUGAGGUUGUUGUAUGCCAAUACACCGAGUUCCACCAUAGUUAACGGGAAGAGAGUGGCUAAGUUAACCAGAACCAUUCCAAGAGGAGGAGGAGCUAAACCUGCACUAAGGAACAAAGGUUCCAUGAAGAAGAAGGCUACAAAUGUGUAUGAUGAAGUAGAUGGCUUCUAUGAUCCCAUUGCAAAGGAACUUCUCUGCCAUAGAUGCCAUUUCUCUUUGAAGAACACUGCAGCUAAGGAAGAUCCCUCUAAAGAUUCACUUGUAGAACCACAUGAGAUCUGUGCUAAAGAUGAAUUGGCUUCUGAUUUCUCCAGCUCAAGCUAUGAGAGCUCGCAUGAGAUCAGUGCUAGUGCAGAGACCAAACUUGAUAAGAUAAGAAGCUCUCUGGAUUUGAUGAAUUCAGAGACCUCUCACGUUUCUUUAACAUCUGCAUUCCGUAAUAAGAACAUCAAAGAUGUUUCUGAAUACGGCAACAAUGAGAUCAUGGAGGAAGAUUCUCUAUCUGGCAAAGAAGUUGAUCAGAAAGAUUCUGUCUUUAUGUCGGAACAGAGCGUGGAGAUUGGUUCUUUCAGUGAGAAAUCUGUUGUGAUGAAUCCAGAUAGUCCUCCAAACAAACUCAGUUUAGGCGGAGCAGCCAUUGAAGAUGUCAACGAAAACUCAGAAAUCAUAAACAAAGGCGACGGAUACAACAGUUCAACCACGAGUAUCAGCGAGGAAGAAGUACAACAACAGAGUAAUAAUAUAAUGACAAGGUCUAGCUUUGGAAACAGACCUCAUAUGUCUAAGGAUGUGAGAUGGGAAGCUAUUCAGCAUAUAAGGGCACAACACGGGCUUGGUUCAUUGGGUCUUAGGCAUUUCAAUCUUCUGAAGAAGCUCGGCUGCGGAGAUAUUGGAACGGUUUAUCUCGCUGAGCUCACGGGAACAAACUGUUUGUUUGCUAUAAAAGUGAUGGAUAAUGAAUUCUUGGAGAGAAGGAACAAGAUGUCUAGGGCUCAAACUGAGAAAGAUAUUCUCAAAAUGCUUGAUCACCCGUUUCUUCCAACGUUAUACGCUCACUUCACUUCGGAUAACUUAUCUUGUUUGGUCAUGGAAUGUUGUCCGGGAGGUGAUUUACAUGUCUUAAGGCAGAAGCAGCCCGGAAGGUGGUUUCCCGAGCCAGCAGCUAGGUUCUAUGUCGCGGAGGUGCUUCUUGCAUUGGAGUAUUUGCAUAUGCUCGGGGUAAUAUACCGAGAUUUGAAGCCCGAGAACAUUUUGGUACGUGAUGAUGGACAUAUCAUGGUGACAGAUUUUGAUCUCUCUUUGAGGUGUACCGUGAGCCCAACGCUUCUAAACUCAUCAUCUCCACUCCAUGCGGAUGCAAUGAGACUCUCUUCGGGUAGCCGCACUGGAUCUAACUGCAUCGAGCCAUCGUGUUUCCGCCCUAAACUCUCCCGCGGAUCAGGGCCCAAGAAAAAAGGCAAACAACACCGCAUGAUGAUGAAAAAACUCAAGAAAUCUGACCUAAUCGCGCGGUUCAAAUCAUUGCCACAGCUCGUGGCAGAACCAACAGAUGCGAGAUCAAACUCUUUUGUUGGAACACACGAGUAUCUCGCGCCCGAGAUCAUUAAAGGAGAAGGUCACGGUGCUGCGGUUGACUGGUGGACAUUUGGGAUCUUUCUAUAUGAGCUUCUUUACGGGAAAACUCCAUUCAAAGGAGCUACUAAUGAGGAGACUAUAGCUAAUGUGGUGCUUCAGAGCUUGAAGUUUCCUGAUAACCCUAAUGUGAGUUUCCAAGCUAAGGAUCUUAUAAGAGGUUUGUUGGUCAAGGAACCUGAGAACCGGUUAGGGACAGAGAAAGGAGCAGCGGAGAUAAAACGGCAUGCGUUCUUCGAAGGCUUGAACUGGGCGUUGAUCCGGUGUGCGAUCCCGCCUGAGCUUCCGGAUUUCUAUGACUAUGGAGUUCCUAAUCAAGAAGGGAAAAGCAAUUACUUAGAUUGCAAGGCAGUUGGGGAACAUCUUGAGUUUGAGUUAUUCUAGAGGAAGAUGAAGAAGCUUACGUAUUAUUACAGCCUUUCAUAGAACUCUUGCUUGUAUCCUAAGUUACAGAGUCACUUUUUGGUUUAUUAUUAUUUGUUUCAUUUUUUUAAAGAAGUAUUGUUAUUUUAUUUUACUUUUUG
Messenger RNA from Arabidopsis thaliana (thale cress), 3159 nucleotides. Its product is annotated as Protein kinase superfamily protein. The transcript has 3 exons. The record is from RefSeq and is marked reviewed. Gene Ontology annotation, molecular function: ATP binding; kinase activity; transferase activity. Bases 239 to 3019 code for a protein of 926 amino acids. NCBI's taxonomy places the organism in Eukaryota, Viridiplantae, Streptophyta, Magnoliopsida, Brassicales, Brassicaceae.